CUGUCAGUUUUGCAAAAUUCAGCAACGGCCACUGGUCAUUCCUUUUGAUAAAAUUUGUUCAGUCUCUGUUGUUUAUUUUCCCUUCCUCUCUUCAAAUUCGCAUGUAAUAAGCUUGUUUGCUGUUCUUGUUGCUUCUUCUGUGAUAAUAUUUUUUUAGGGCAUUCUUGUAUGAUAAUAAAUAUUGAUAUGUUUUAUUAGGAUGGAUUCACACAGAAGUGGCCAGCUAAGCAAUAGAACAGAAAAGGUAGUGAGCUACAUUUGUCAUAUCGAAUCUGGUCAGUUGAUUGACAAAUCGGAUUGAUUAUACGAAACUAAAGCCAAAAAUGCCAUUUUCCCGAGCUAUCAAAGGAGUAGAAUAAGGAGGGAAGCAAGGAAGGCCGGUGCAGGAAACUAGGAAUCUGAGGAAGGAGGAUGAUCGGAGGACGAACAAGGAAGCAAGGAAUAGAACGGUUUACCGUGUUGCUCUGGCCAUGCACGACCUCCGUCUCACGUAUUCUGCUCUGCUCUCUCUCUCUCUCUCUCUCUCUCUCUCUACUCCUCCAUGCUAUUAAACCCUGACCCAAGCAUCGGUUUCCAUGUGUGUCUUGUUUCUCCUCGAGAUUUACCUGUUCGUUGUUGGAUUGGAUUGGAGGGGAAACAUGGCCAGCACCCCAAGAGGUUCUCUGCUCUUCGCUCUGGCUCUCCUAUGCUUCUUGUCAGGUGGGCCGCGUCGUGCGGAGCCAGCCCGAGUUUUCACCAUCAUCAACCAGUGCAAGACGACCAUCUGGCCGGCGGCGUCACCCGGCGAUAGCUUCGGCGGCGGCGGUUUCGCGCUCCGGCCUGGGCAGUCGAUGGUGUUCACGACGCCGGUGGGGGGGUGGUCGGGCCGCAUCUGGGGGCGGACGGGCUGCAACUUCGACGCCAGCGGGAACGGGUCGUGCGAGACGGGCUCGUGCGGGACGAAGCUCAAGUGCGGGGCGUCGGGCGAGCCGCCGGCGAGCCUCGCUGAGUUCACGCUGGCAGCGAGGGACUUCUACGACGUGAGCCUGGUGGACGGGUUCAACCUGCCGAUGGUGGUGAAGCCGGUGAACGGGGAGGGCAACUGCAGCGCGGCGGGGUGCGACGGCGACCUGCGGGAGAACUGCCCGUCGGAGCUGGCGGUGAAGGUGAACGGGCGGACGGUGGCGUGCCGGAGCGCGUGCGACGUCUUCGACACGGACCAGUACUGCUGCCGCGGGCAGUUUGGGAACCCGUCGACGUGCCACCCCACCUUCUACUCCAAGAAGUUCAAGGCCGUCUGCCCCACCGCAUACAGCUACGCCUACGACGACCCGACAAGCAUCUUCACCUGCUCAAACGCGGACUACAUCAUCACCUUCUGCUCCAACAGGAAUCAGUCGAUGUGCUCAUACCACAAAAAUCGGCUUAUUUGCAGCGGCUCCAGCAGAUCUUGGCCAAUCAUGUCGAUCCUCAUGCUUGUGCUGCUCUUCAGCCUUUCGUCUCUGCAGUUUUCAGUCCUUUGAUCGGCGUCACUGAUACCGUACCCAGGGGCGGAGACAAGGGAGGGGGG
Molecule: messenger RNA, 1549 nt
Organism: Phragmites australis (common reed)
Lineage: Eukaryota; Viridiplantae; Streptophyta; Magnoliopsida; Poales; Poaceae
Product: pathogenesis-related thaumatin-like protein 3.5
Exons: 4
Coding region: 576-1502 (308 amino acids)
Biological process (GO): defense response
Cellular component (GO): extracellular region
Source: RefSeq, a predicted model, not a curated record